CAUGUUCGACGUUCUCGGACUUCAUCGUUAGACACAUAGACGAGUGAAACAGCUGUCUUUGAAAAAGUAGUAGAAUGAGUGUAUAAAGUCCAUUUUAAUUGAUUGUGAAUAUGGCAGAGAAGAACCUGUCUCUUGACAGUAAACCUCACGAACUGAAGUUUGGUUCAAGUUUUGAUUCCAAACAGAAUGGUGCGCAGUACCAUUCCAUACGUUAUGAUUUUAAACCAGCUUCAGUUGACACAUCUAGGGAAGCCAAUCUUGAGAUAGGCGAAGGUCAUCAUGUAACCCUGACUGUUCCAAAUGUAGAUGGUUCAGGAAUUGUGUACAAAGGGAACAAAAGGCCUGUCCAGAAAGAGUGUGUACUCAUAAUUGACCAUGACACAGGAACGUUCACCCUGGAAAGACUCAGUAAUAACAUCAACGUCAAGAAAACUCGGUCUGAGACUUCAAGCAAGGUCCCCCAGUUGGUUGGACGACCAAUCACACCUGUGGAAGUGCGCCUGAAAAGCUCCCCUGGAAAGGUGAAGUCUAGUCACAGUCCUAGCGGCCCAGUUAAACAGCCGUCACCCCCUGCAUCAUCACCACCACCACCCAAAUACAACAAAGAGAUGUCGAUGAUUGGUGAAAUCAGCAGUGACAGCUCAAGUGAUGAUCUCUCCUCAGACUCCGACAGCGACAAUGAGACACACACAUCAGAACAACCACCUGUGCCGAUGUCUGUUCAGCAGGUGCCUGGCCCUCCUCUGCCACCACCCAUUGGAAAUUCUAACGAUGGCAUCAUGAGCAUAGCUGCAGAUUUACAGCUAAGUGACAGUUCUGACAGUGACAGUGACUGAUUCAUUAUCAUGUGAUCACUACAUGACACAGGGUGACUGAUUCCUGGUCAUGUGAUCACCACAUGACACAGUGUGACUGAUUACUGGUCAUGUGAUCUCAAAGUGACACAUUGUUCUUUGGUCAGAGUGCCAUUUUCAAGUGAGGCAUUGGAAUCUAAUGUUAUGUGCAAUUUUGACGUACAGAUUUAUAUGUUUUUUGUAUGCUUUUACAUGUUUUAGGAUUUGUUCUAGGUCAUAUUGACUAAAUUAGAUUUAUUUAACACAAUAAUUGAUAAAGACAGUUUGAUGUGUGCCCUGUGGCCUGUAAGUAUUUAUAUUGUGUCAUUGUUUAUAAAUUAAUUUAUGAGUAUGUUGGUUUGUUUUAAUGCAAAGCUCAAAAUGUUAAAUGUAAUAUGUCUUUCAUUUGUGGUGUAAAGGAUAUUUGACAAUAAAUUAUUGACCUUA
Mya arenaria is the source of this 1280-nucleotide messenger RNA. RefSeq names its product ELL-associated factor 1-like. The transcript has 7 exons. The record is from RefSeq and is a predicted model, not a curated record. Bases 111 to 836 code for a protein of 241 amino acids. Gene Ontology annotation, molecular function: transcription elongation factor activity. Gene Ontology annotation, cellular component: super elongation complex. NCBI's taxonomy places the organism in Eukaryota, Metazoa, Mollusca, Bivalvia, Myida, Myidae. Gene Ontology annotation, biological process: positive regulation of DNA-templated transcription; regulation of transcription elongation by RNA polymerase II.